AAUGCGCCAACUUCUACUCGUCUACAUUCCUAACCUCUUCGAAUUGAUAAACAUAAUAAUAAUAUAUAUACAAUUAAAACAAUUUACUGUGUAUGACCCGUUAAAAUUCACCUUAUAACAUAACAGUAACCGUAAGAUCAACAUGGGUAAAUUUUCAAGAGACAGACGUGAUAUUUAUUACCGAAAGGCUAAAGAGCAGGGCUGGCGGGCCCGAAGUGCGUUCAAACUUCUACAAAUUGAUGAGAAAUUCAACAUUUUAGAGGGUGUAACAAAGGCCGUGGAUUUAUGUGCAGCGCCGGGAAGCUGGAGUCAGGUUCUGUCCCGCCGUUUAUAUCUUGGUGAAGCUAUUGAUAUUAAGCCAAAAUGUAAGCUUUUUUAUACCGAGAAUGAUGACUACAUGAGUGAGGAUACAGAAGAAUGCAAAACAGAGAAAAUUGGUGAGGCAAAAAAUGAGGAAGCUACAGAACCACCCCAGAAGAACAAAGACGUUAAGAUUGUCGCUGUUGAUUUGCAACCAAUGUCACCUCUACCUGGAGUUAUACAACUACAGGGGGAUAUAACAAAAUACAAAACUGCGGAAGCGAUUAUUAGCCAUUUUGAGGGAGAUCAUGCAGAUUUAGUUGUUUGUGAUGGGGCCCCAGAUGUCACUGGACUCCAUGAUAUUGAUAUUUACAUUCAAGCCCAACUUUUGUUAGGAGCGUUACACAUCACUUGUAACGUUCUUAAACCUGGGGGUACUUUUGUUGCUAAAAUAUUUCGUGCUAAGGACUGUGAUUUGCUGACCCAGCAGCUGCUCAUGCUGUUUGAAGAUGUGAUUACUGUCAAACCAACUAGUUCGCGCAAUUCUAGUAUUGAAGCAUUUGUUGUUUGCCGUAAAUACAAACCGCCUGAAAAUUUUGAUCCUAUGUUAAUAACACCGUUUCUUGAUGUUUCAAACAGAGAUUUUUCUUCUCUCUCUGGAAUAAAUAGAGUAAUAAUACCAUUUUUAGUUUGUGGAGAUAUUAGCGCUUAUGAUUCUGAUACAACUUAUCCACUUCAGCUUGAGGGGGAGGAGCCUUAUCAGUAUCACCCACCAGUGCAGCCGCCAAUCGCUCCGCCAUAUUAUUUUGUAGAUGACCCUGACAAAAAACAAGGAAAAAAUUUAACUGAGAAAUCGCAGUCUGAGGCGAGCAGCAGUAGUCAUAAUUCUGAAAUUUCAGAUCUUUCUCAAAUGACAUUGUCUGACAAAAAUGAAAGUCAACAAUCUAUACAAUAUGGCUUGACCCCCGAACCAAAAUACCAAGAUUUGUUACAAAAAGUUACGAAACUUCGUGAAAGGAAAUCUGAAAAAAAGUUUGUCAAGAAAGUGGAAUCCACUGAGAUAGAUGAGGAGACAUUGACAUUUAUUUCAGGACUCACACAAACGCUAAAUUUAAAACAAGGUACUCCUGAAUAUGAAAGACUAGUUUCAACUUUGUUAGGUCUUGGACCGUCUACUUGUUCUUGUUUAAAUGUGGACAACUGAAGCGAAUGAUAAUUUUUAUGGCAAUUUAUUUGUUUGGAAAUAUAAUUGUUAUUCCACAUAAA
This is a messenger RNA of Tribolium madens (black flour beetle), 1566 nucleotides long. RefSeq names its product putative tRNA (cytidine(32)/guanosine(34)-2'-O)-methyltransferase. Gene Ontology annotation, molecular function: tRNA methyltransferase activity. Gene Ontology annotation, cellular component: cytoplasm. Lineage: Eukaryota; Metazoa; Arthropoda; Insecta; Coleoptera; Tenebrionidae. The record is from RefSeq and is a predicted model, not a curated record. Bases 143 to 1504 code for a protein of 453 amino acids. Gene Ontology annotation, biological process: tRNA methylation; cytoplasmic translation. The transcript has 5 exons.